This is a messenger RNA of Drechmeria coniospora, 789 nucleotides long. RefSeq lists its product as uncharacterized. Lineage: Eukaryota; Fungi; Ascomycota; Sordariomycetes; Hypocreales; Ophiocordycipitaceae. Gene Ontology annotation, biological process: protein import into nucleus; spindle pole body duplication. The transcript has 2 exons. The record is from RefSeq and is a predicted model, not a curated record. The coding region runs from base 1 to 789 and encodes 262 amino acids. Gene Ontology annotation, cellular component: nuclear outer membrane; nuclear pore transmembrane ring.
AUGCCUACCACGGCGGCGGCAACGCCAAUCAAGGCGGCGCCGGUUUCCGAGAGCCCUGGCACCUGGAGACAUCCCCGGCUCAACGAAAUCACGAGGCGGCGAAACGUGUCCAUCUUUUCGGAAAAGAACAUUCGGCGGAUAGGCUACAAUCUCUUCGCCCUGCUGGCCCUGUGGUCCCUUCAGCUCAUCGUCAGGCUCUGCGUGAGCCCCCAAAUCGUACCGGCGACGGUUCGCACAUACGUCGGCUGGGCAUGGAUCGCCAUCCAGCUGGUUCCCGUGGCGCAGAUAUCCAUGGCGUGCCUUCCUCUCUUCCGCACGCCCGACGACCUCUCCGACAUUCCUUUGACCGUGGCGCAACGAAUGCUCCUCGGCCUGCCUCCCUCCUCCGCCCCGCCCACGCCCGACGCAAGGUUCAGCACGCCGCCUCGAUACUCGCGCACGCCGUCCAUUGCCGGCUCGGUUGGCAGCCGGGCAAGCUACGCCAGCUCUCCCCUGUCCGGACGGGGGAGCCCUGCGUUCCAAGCCUCCGCCGGCGGCUCUCCUUCGCCCUACUCCGCCUCGGGCGGUCCUUUGCUGCAGAAGAGCACCAACGGAGCGAUGAACGGGCACAAGUCGCCCUUCAGUCCCGCGAGCCCUUUCGGAGCGCCGUCGUCGGCCUCGCUGUUCUCCGAUUCCGCCUCGCCGGGCUCCCCCAGCCCUUCGGCGGGAAAGCGGACGAGCGUCGGACUGAAUAGCAAGUGGCUCUACGAGAAGGGAAGACGGUCGUCGGGAGGUGGAUGGCUUCACUAG